Molecule: messenger RNA, 2106 nt
Organism: Aureobasidium musti
Lineage: Eukaryota; Fungi; Ascomycota; Dothideomycetes; Dothideales; Saccotheciaceae
Source: the annotation of a GenBank genome assembly
AUGCUCGCCGCCGCCUCUGCACAAGCGCGUACUCCCAGACUCUAUCUGCAAUGCCGUCGUAAAUCCACCCUCUCGGCCAUCAACCGCACCCUCGAUCAGUCCAUCCGGAGAGAUCGCCGCAAAGGUCUCGAUGAUCUGAACAGAGAAAAGGACCAACGUGGACCCAAGUUGCCAUGGGAGGGCCGCAAUGGAUCCGCCCACCAUGAGAAUCACCAGGACAGGCGCCCAUCGAGAAGCCCAGAUCAUAACCGGGACAGGAAUGCAGCCUUCACCAUUCGCAGAACCAAUCAGCGCCCCGAAGGCAAUGCGUUCGAUGAGAAUCCAAGAUAUGAUAUUCUGAACCUUCCCUUCACCGAAAAGCACCACUUCACUCGAGAAAACUGGGACCGUCUGAUGGAUGCCGUCCAGCUAGCCGAGGACAAAUAUGUCAGAGCUAUCCCAACCCGCCCUUCUACCUUGCCCCAAUUCGAUAAGACCGAGCCUAGCGUUGUGCUCAAAGUGAAACGACAGCUCAAGCAGACUUUCAAGCAAGACCUUGCUGGUAUUGAGCCCAUUCUGUCUCGCCAAAGGAACGAGUGGCUGCGUGUAAUACAACAUGUUUGCGAUGCUAUAAAGAAUGCAAGGUCAAACAACAUCUAUAUUCCUGGUAGACCUUGGUUGGUGGAACGUGAUCCCUUGAGUGCUAGCAAAGCAGCUUUUGCUUCUACACAAGGUGUCAAUCAAGCCCAAGAGCUCCAAGCCAUGUCCGUGCUAAAUAAGGACAUGCGUAGUGUUGUUCUCCAAGAGCUUGUCAACAAGAAUGCAGCUGCCGUUAUCAGCGGUCAAGAAUUGCGUUUUGUAGAUCUCGUAGCUGCUCUUGACAUUUCGAGAUCGGCAAGGCAAACCAAGGAAAGAGAUGAAGAAACGCAGAAGGACUCGUUCGAGGAAGCAAAAGAAAGAAGAAAGCUGGAAGAAGAAAGUCGACUCGACGACGACCAACUGUUUUCACUCGUCAACAACAACAGAGAAAAGAACAACGACAGAAAGAACAAGUACAAGGAGAUCCAAGAGCCUAGGGAUAGAAGAGACAGAGACAGCCGCUCGUCACUACAAUCAUCCCGCGACGACAGAGACGCCUAUGUUUCGAUCCCCUAUACGACAGCUGCUUCAGAGUUUAUAUACGGCUUCAACGUUGUCAUGGCAGCUCUCACUGCCAAACGCCGCCAGAUGUAUAACGUCUACAUCCACAAUCGUGCGCUUGCCAAAGCCUCCCCUCAGAUCAAAGACCUUUGCAGAAAGGCUCGUGUAAAAUUCACAGAGGUCGACGACUCAUUCCUUCCCAAGAUGGACAAGAUGGCCCAGGGCCGUCCUCACAACGGACUGAUUCUCGAAGCCUCACCCCUACCGACCCUACCCACAAAAUCACUAGGCAAGCUUGGUGUAGCAGACGUGGCCAUCCCCAUCGAACUAGCCGACCAAAGCGCCGAAGAAGCAAAAGUAAACGGCACCCCUUCAGACAUCCCCUUCCACUACGCCCACACAUGGCGCAGACCUCUCGUCCNNCUCCUCCUCGACGGCAUCCUGGAUCCAGGAAAUCUCGGCAACAUCUUGCGCACAGCACACUUCUAUGGAGUCGAUGCAGUCGCCAUCUGCACAAACACCUGCGCCCCUGUAAACCUCCCUGUCGUCCAAAAAGCAGCUUCGGGAGCCGCAGAAGCAUUAACCCUCCUCUCCAUCUCCACACCCGCAAACUUCAUUACCACCUGCAAGAAAUACGGUUGGGCUGUCCACGCAGCCGUAGCCCCUAACGCCGCCUCUGCAAAAUCUGCAAAGGGCAAUCUGGUCACUUCAAACAUGAUCUCGCCGCUAUCAAGGAGUCCGAGUAUUCUGAUGAUCGGUGCUGAAGGAGAAGGUCUUCGUGCCAAUCUUGCUACAAAGGCUGAUGCCAAUGUAGGCGUUAGAGGUGCCAAACCUGCUCUCCCUACGCUUGAUGUCGGUGUCGACAGUCUGAAUGUUGGAUCCAGUGUUGCUGUGUUACUAGAGGCUUUCUUCAGAAAACCUGACAACCUUGAAGAUGUCCCUAAGGAUAUGCCGAGGGAUGACAGUGUUGCUGGAAGGAUCGUGUAA